CAAACAAAUGCGGUAUCACUAUCACAAGUGAUAACGUCAUGACGAUUGUAAUGUUUUCUCAAAGGAGCUUCGUUAUUUCGUACGGAGAACAAAAUAGAUAACUGACACGCCUCGUAAGAUACAGAACGCUUUUAUCGUUAGCACAUAUUAAUAUAUAAUUUUAUUAAUAAAGUUCGCGACGUUUUGUUUUAAGUUAUUAUGUUACACAAAUCAGCGGCUCUUCGGUCGAAGAGCCUUUAUUUGAAACAUGUAGUGUAUUAUUCCUCAGCUAAGGCUAGUCGCAUUAUUGCAAUACGUCGAGAAGAUCAGUCAGUAUGGGAGAGGAGAGCACCUUUCUCGCCAACCAAUGUCAACCGACUGGUUCGACAGGGCGUCAAAGUUAUUGUGCAACCUUCAAACCGAAGAGCAUAUCCAAUGCAGUCUUACAUAAAUGCAGGAGCGAUUGUCCAAGAAGACAUAAGCGAGGCCAGCGUUAUUCUGGGAGUGAAGCAGACACCGAUAGACCUUCUGAUCCCCAACAAGACUUACUGCUUCUUCUCACACACCAUAAAAGCCCAAGAAGCAAAUAUGCCAAUGUUAGACGCCAUUUUGAAAAAGAACAUUCGACUUAUCGACUAUGAGAAGCUAAUGGAUGACUCUGGUAACCGCGUGGUUGCUUUCGGUAAGUACGCAGGCGUUGCCGGCAUGGUUAACAUUCUACAUGGAAUUGGCCUCCGCCUUCUGGCUCUUGGACAUCAUACUCCGUUCAUGCACAUUGGACCUUCACACAACUACAGGAACUCCAGCAUGGCCCGGCAAGCCAUAAGGGACGCGGGAUACGAGGUCGCACUCGGUAUGAUGCCCAAAUCUUUAGGCCCCAUCACAUUUGUUUUCACCGGGUCUGGAAACGUAUCUCAGGGAAGUCAAGAAAUAUUCCAGGAGUUACCACACGAAUAUGUUCCUCCAGAGAUGUUAAGAAAAGUGGCUGAACAUGGCAGUCCAAACAAAAUUUAUGGCUGCGAAGUACGCCGAAGACAUCACUUAGAGAGGAAAAAUGGAGGUGGUUAUGACGCCCAGGAGUAUGAUGAGCACCCUGAAAGAUAUAUUUCCACGUUUGCGCAAAAGAUAGCACCAUACACGUCCGUUCUGGUGAACUGCAUCUAUUGGGCGGUGGGCAGCCCCAAGCUGCUGACGAUCCCAGACGCGAAGCACUUGCUGCUGCCGUCACACACGCCAUGGCUGCCCAAGAGUGUUGGAGCUCCUGCACUGCCACACAGAAUGUUGGCGAUCUGCGACAUAUCAGCUGACCCCGGCGGCUCUAUCGAGUUUAUGAACGAGUGCACCACUAUUGACACGCCUUUCUGUCUUUAUGACGCCGACAGGAAUAAGGAUACCAAAAGUUUCAAGGGGCCUGGCGUUCUAGUAUGUUCUAUAGACAAUAUGCCAACACAAUUACCUCGUGAGUCAACGGACUUCUUUGGUGACCUAUUGUACCCAUACGCGGAAGAUAUUAUGAAAUCGGACGCUACUAAGCCAUUGGAAGAACAUAACUUUUCACCAGUUGUUCAAGGAGCUAUAAUAACAAGCAACGGCAAAUUGACGCCGCCUUUCGAAUAUAUCAACGAACUCAGAAUGGCGAACACUCGUUCCCGCCACAAGGUUGAGGGUAAUGACCAACAGUCCCCUGUCCUCAUUUUGGGAAGUGGUCUAGUGUCUGCCCCGGUUGUGGAAUAUUUGUCUCGUGACAAGAAUAUUGCCAUCACUGUAGCAUCAGCGGUCAAAGAAGAAGCAGAUGCCCUAGCUGAUCGCUAUGGAGUGUCAUCUGAGUACCUCGACGCUAAGAACGAGACCGCUCUUCGGGCUCUGACGUCACGAGCUCGAGUGGUCGUGUCUCUCUUGCCGUACGACCUUCACGGUGACGUAGCGAGGGCUUGCCUUGACAGUGGAGCUCAUAUGGUCACCGCUUCUUAUGUUAGGCCUGAGGUGCAGGAGCUGCAUAAAGCUGCAAAGGAUGCCGGUCUUACUUUCCUGAAUGAGGUUGGAUUGGACCCCGGCAUCGAUCACCUGCUUGCGCUAGAAUGCAUUCACGAUAUUCAGAACCAUGGAGGAAGGAUUGAUUCAUUCGUUUCUUAUUGCGGAGGAUUGCCAGCACCUGAAUUUAGCGACAACGCUCUUAGAUAUAAAUUCUCAUGGAAUCCUCGAGGCGUAUUGCUGAAUACCAUAUCUGCGGCCAAGUAUCUCAGUAAAGGACAGAUCGUAGAAGUAUUAAGCGGAGGUGAACUGAUGUCCGUGGCUCGAGAACUAAACUUCUUGCCUGGAUUUGCAUUCGAAGGCUUCCCCAACAGAGACAGCACUAAGUACUCUGCACUCUACGGUAUUGAAGACGCCCAUACUAUGUUCAGAGGAACUAUUAGAUAUAAAGGUUUCGCUGAAAACAUGAUUGCUAUGCAAUUGUUUGGAUUGGUUGAUCCUAAACCUCACCCAUCUCUGCACCCUGACGGACCUAAGAUCACAUGGCGUCAAUUCGCCUGUGAAUUACUCGGCCUGAUGGACUCAUCUAUCUUCUACGAGAACUUGAGGACACGGCUGUCGGAGCGCAUCGGGGCUUCGGAGGCACAAUCUCUGGAGUCGCUGGGACUGCUCAGCGAAGACGAAAUAGUCAAGUGCGGAACACCGCUAGACACUGUCAGUCAUUACCUGAGCAAGCGUUUACAAUUAGGCAAAGAUGAAACAGACUUAGUAGUCUUACGGCACGAACUGGGAGUAACAUGGACUGACGGCAAGAGGGAAAGGCGAGAAGUUACGAUGACGGUGCGAGGAGAUCCGACCAAGCAUACCGCCAUGGCUUGGACUGUGGGACUGCCGACUGGUAUCGCUGCGAAAAUGGUUUUGGAUGGUGAACUUCAAGAACGCGGUGUAGUGUUACCCUUCGCCCCCGUCGUCUACAAGUCCUUGCUGUCGCGACUGCGGUCUGACGGGAUCACAGCCAAGGAGACCACGACCCCACUCAACUGAACCUCAAUACCAUAAAUUAAGAAAAAUAAAUGUAAAGUCCUAAUUUUAUUUUGAUUAAUUUGUGUCGCGCAUGUUUCUGUGUGAAUGACCAUGUCAAUGAAUGUUUUGUAAAUAUGUUUGAUAUGUUCUAAGAUAAUAUAUUCUCCGUAGUUAAUAGGUUUGUUUAUGAAGACGCUGAGAUAACUUUAUGUGAAAUGUGAAUGUGACUGCGUUGUGAAUUACUUGUACAACUUUAAUUAUAAAAUAAAAAUAUAAAAUCACACGUU
Trichoplusia ni (cabbage looper) is the source of this 3260-nucleotide messenger RNA. It is a transcript of the gene LKRSDH, whose product is annotated as alpha-aminoadipic semialdehyde synthase, mitochondrial-like. Gene Ontology annotation, cellular component: cytoplasm. The coding region runs from base 199 to 2994 and encodes 931 amino acids. Gene Ontology annotation, molecular function: saccharopine dehydrogenase activity. The transcript has 20 exons. The record is from RefSeq and is a predicted model, not a curated record. Lineage: Eukaryota; Metazoa; Arthropoda; Insecta; Lepidoptera; Noctuidae.